CGGGGGGGGGGGAGGUCGGGCUCUGCCCACUCCGGGGGCUGCCGAAAGCUCACUGGGAGCCAGUGGGGGCAGAGGGGCUGUGGUGGGUGCUCCCCAUGCCGGGGCUGCAGCCCGCAGCCCUGCCCGUGGCCAGGGCUCUGCUGGAAGGUGCCGGGCAUUGGGGUGCCCCCAGCAGCGGUGCUGGCAGCCCCUCGGCUCCCGGGCGUGUUAUCAGCUCCAGGCACGGCCCCUAUCGAUGAGAGGCCACUGCUUGCUUUCCCCGGCACUGCACUCUCACGGGGCCACCAGCUGUCUGCUCCUCCGUCACCCGUUCCCCGGCCAGGGGCACAGCGCAGGAUGUCCCCCCGGAAGGCCACCCUCAUCCACACCAAGGCGGUGACGGGCAGCUCGUGCUGCGCCCUGCCCUGCAGCGAGGACGUGUCGGAGGAGCUGAGCGAGGAGGAGAGCGGGAUCGCCCGGCGAGCCCAGCGCGCGGCGCUGGAGGUGCUGGAGGACGCGCUGAGGAAGGACCGGGUGCUGAUGAAGAACCUGAAGGACGUGGUGGUGCUGGCCGGGGAGGGCCAGGGGGGCGAGGGCUGGGUGGAGCGCUACGCCAUGCUCACCAAGAAGCUGCUGCGCAGCCUCGUCUCGCAGCUCCAGCAGGCGGCUUUCCGCAAAAACCCCCGCAGGGCCAGGUCCUACGCCUACGUCAAGAAGAACGCCCGGGACCGCACCAUCUACCUGUGCCCCCUCUUCUGGCAGGCCCCCGGCGAGCUGGAGAAGGACUCGCAGCCCGGGACGCUCAUCCACGAGGCAUCGCACUUCCUGGGCUUGCACGACAUCACCUACGCCACGGCCAGCUUUCGGGCCGGAGGCGGCGGCGCGGCGAUAUGGACCGACCGCCGCGUGCCCCUCUUCGAGUCCCUGCGGAAGGCGCUGCUCAACGCCAACAGCAUCGAGUACGAGUUCGAGAUCGUGCUGAGGCACCGGCAGCCCUACCGGGGCGGACGCUACGCCUGCUGCGGGGAGACGGCCAGGAACUCCGUCUGCGAGAACGCCCUGCCCCACGGGGGGCUCUCCUGCGGGACCCCCGAGAGCCCAGCACCCAGCCGGAGCACCAUCGGGGACACGGUGCGGCUGUCCCUGCUGCCCGCCCGGGACGCCAUGCGGAGCUGCCUGCGGGACAUGCGGCGAGCGGCGGAGGCCACGGAGCGGUGCCACCGGGCGGCGGCGGUGGCCAACGUCACCGGCGGGGCGCUGGGGGCGGCGGGGGGGGCCACGGCCAUGGCGGGGCUGCUGCUGGCCCCCACGGCGCUGGGCACCGCGCUGCUGCUGUCGGCCGUGGGCUUCGGCGUCUCGCUGGUCGGGAGCCUCGUCGGUGCCACCGCCACCGUCAGCGACAGCCUCGGGUGCCUGGCGAGGAAGGACGGGGUGGAGGCGCUGCUGGAGGAGUUCGGGGCGCAGGCGGAGGUGUUCACGGGCAGCCGGGAGCACGUGGAGAGGACGCGGAGGCUGCUGGAGGUGCUGGGGAAGGACGAGAGCCUGGACGUCAUCCUGGGGGUGUUCAGGGUGGUGACAGGGCUGGGGCGCAGCGUCCUCAACGGCAGCAGCGUGGCCAAGGCCAGCGCGGCGCUGGCUGGGGCCAGCCGUGCCGUGAGCCUCGCCGGGACGGCCACGCAGCUCCUCCUCGGCCUCUCCUUGGCCCUGGACAUCUUUUUUGUCACCAAGGACUCGGCUCACCUGUCCCGCGGCGCGCGGGCAGAGCUGGCGGGGAGCAUCCGCGCGGCGGCAGGCGUGCUGGAGAGGGAGUUCGGCGUCAUCGACGAGUUCUGCCAGAAAAUAAACCUCUUCUUGGAGGAGCAGGAGUGAGGCCGGGCGGAAGGAAAGGCCGAGCCUCACGCGUGGCCGCCCCUGGACGGCUGCCAGCGAGGCGAUGGGAUGCGCCCCGGGAGCCCUCUGACGGCUUCGUGUGUGACCCAGCACGGAGCCCAGGGCGAGCUGCUUUCACCUGCCCCUAUCCUGCUCCCAGGGCCGGCCCCAAACCCGGUGCCGUGGCCCCAGGGGCCCCACCCACGGGCCAGGCUGCCAAUAAACUCUUCC
This is a messenger RNA of Cygnus olor (mute swan), 2079 nucleotides long. RefSeq lists its product as uncharacterized. The record is from RefSeq and is a predicted model, not a curated record. Gene Ontology annotation, molecular function: metalloendopeptidase activity; lipid binding. Gene Ontology annotation, cellular component: extracellular region; membrane. Bases 337 to 1848 code for a protein of 503 amino acids. NCBI's taxonomy places the organism in Eukaryota, Metazoa, Chordata, Aves, Anseriformes, Anatidae. The transcript has 3 exons. Gene Ontology annotation, biological process: lipoprotein metabolic process; lipid transport.